UAUAUAUACAUGCACAUAUAUAAAUGAAAAUUAAAAUUAUUUCAAAUUUUGAAAAUAAUAAUAAUUCUUAUUUAGAAAAAUGAAUUUCAUUACAUGUUACGUAAUUCUAAUGUGCACAAUUCUCGGCGUUUAUUCUGACUCUGAGCCACUUAUCGUCAAAUCAGUUGCUAACAAAUUAGGCGAAAAUGCUAGUCAUGUUAGCCACAAAACCUUCCUUUUAAUUCCCGAGUAUGAUGACGAACUUCAUGACUUUCCACAUGAACGAUUGGCGGAAGAAGAGAGACCAUUUCACAAACUUUCUGAGAUUCUCAAUUCUGAACCAGUCUUACCAUUAUGGUUGGUGAGCCCAAUUUACUAUGUAGUCGAAAUGAUCUCACGAACCUUCGCAAAUUUAAUUAUUUCAAAAAUGUAUCCAGGAGACGAUGUUGAAUGAUGAAGGCGUAUGAUACAUAAUGAAGUAUUAAAAUUUAAAACAAAAUAUUAUUUUUUAAGGUUUGCAUGCAUAAAUUUUUGCUUUUAUUAUUCAAAAAUAAAACAAUUCAUAAUUAUAAUACUUAAGUAUUGAUCUGUAGUGUGUCGAUUUAUUUUGUGUUCUUAAGCUUCAUGGUUAGCUCGUCCACACAAUGGUUACUAACUAGCGUCUGACGGUUUCAUAAAUCAGCAGGUGAACUCAUUGUGAUGAAUACACCACAAAGCGAAGCGAAGAAGCAAUGUGAAUUAAAAGGGAUGAAGCGACGUGAAUUGGAGAAGGCUGGUGAACCAACUCCUUGGAUUACAAUACGAACGAAUGGGUGAAGAAAUAGGCAAAGCGCAUUGGAGAAGGCUAACGAGCCAAUUCAAAGAGAUAGAGCGUGACUAAGAAUAUAUAGUCAGAGAAAUAUAAGACAGACAUACGACAAGCGAAAUAGGCACACAUGAAUUAAAGCGACGAAUAGUUGACAAGGUCAAAUGACAAGUGGAACAUAUCAUGUGAGCUCAUACAAACGAGACAAUAAUAAGAACGAAUGGUAC
Molecule: messenger RNA, 1011 nt
Organism: Schistosoma turkestanicum
Lineage: Eukaryota; Metazoa; Platyhelminthes; Trematoda; Strigeidida; Schistosomatidae
Source: the annotation of a GenBank genome assembly